Schizosaccharomyces cryophilus OY26 is the source of this 1764-nucleotide messenger RNA. RefSeq names its product moeb/ThiF domain-containing protein. Gene Ontology annotation, biological process: cyclic threonylcarbamoyladenosine biosynthetic process. The coding region runs from base 145 to 1554 and encodes 469 amino acids. Gene Ontology annotation, cellular component: mitochondrial outer membrane. Lineage: Eukaryota; Fungi; Ascomycota; Schizosaccharomycetes; Schizosaccharomycetales; Schizosaccharomycetaceae. Gene Ontology annotation, molecular function: tRNA threonylcarbamoyladenosine dehydratase activity; ubiquitin-like modifier activating enzyme activity. The record is from RefSeq and is a predicted model, not a curated record. The transcript has a single exon.
AAAGUAUUCUGCCUCUUAAAAUUCAAUUAAAGCAAUACUUACAUGGAAAUUGAUUGUGAUUCAUAAGUAGCAUGUCACUCAGAAAUCCAGUAUGCUGUUACAAAGAAAUUACUACUUGCACUGGGAAUUUUGCACAAAACCAGAAUGGCAGGUUGGAAGCUUCCAUCUUGGGCGAUGUCCAAAUCAUUUUGGAUUGCUGUAUCUUCUUCAGUGACUACAGCUGCUGUUAUUCUUGGUACAUUGGAGUCUCGGAAGUAUCGCUCAAUCCAACACUUGCAAUCGAUGAUUGUAAGCGAUUCAGGCAAAAGUAUUCAGCUCUCUCCCUCUGGUAUUCCUAUUGAUUAUGAAGAAAAUACUGAUGAGAAUCAAACAGAAAAAGAUGUGAAGAUUCCAUAUGACGAAGAAUUAAUUCGUGAGCAACUUGCCCGUAACUAUGCAUUCUUUGGUGAAGAAGGUAUGGCAAACGUUCGUAAUGCCUUUGUUAUAGUUGUAGGUUGUGGUGGUGUUGGUAGUUGGGCAACCGUAAUGUUGGCUCGCUCAGGUGUACAAAAGAUUCGAAUUAUUGAUUUCGACCAAGUUUCUCUUAGUAGUCUUAAUCGUCAUGCUAUUGCUAAUCUUGAUGAUGUGGGUACACCAAAGACCGUGGCUUUAAAACGCGCCAUUAAGCGCUUUGCUCCAUGGAUUGAAAUCGAGGCUUAUAAUACACUGUAUAACCCUGAUUCCGCUGAUGAACUUCUUUCCGGAAAUCCAUCAUUUGUCAUCGAUGCCAUUGACAAUAUUCAAACAAAGGUGGAUUUAUUGGCUUACUGCUAUUAUCACAAGAUCCAAGUUAUUGCUUCUACCGGCUCAGCUUGCAAAUCCGAUCCUACUCGUAUGAACAUUGCCGACAUUUCAGCUACUGCCGAGGAUCCGCUGUCUCGCGCUACCCGUCGUAGACUAAGGCUUUUGGGAGUUAUGGAAGGAAUCCCUGUUGCCUUCUCUUCCGAAAAACCCGAUCCUCGUAAAGCUAAUCUGCUACCCCUAUCAGAAGAGGAAUUUGAUAAAGGAGAUGUUGAUCAAUUAAGUGCUUUACCUGAAUUCCGCUCUCGUAUCCUCCCUGUUAUUGGACCUAUGCCUGGUAUCUUUGGUCUUACUCUUGCUACUCAUGUUUUAACACGCAUCGCCAAAUAUCCCAUGGAUCCCAUUUCUACUCAGGUUCGUCCUCGUCUUUACGAAGAAGCCGUAAAGCGUUUACAUGCUGAGGCGAGAAAUGCCAAUGUUCGUUUAGACAAAACUUUUAAUGCUUCUGAAAUGUCCUAUCUUAUUGAAGAAGUUUACUGUGGUCGAAGUGCUCUUUUUCCCCAUGAAUCCCAAAAAGUAAGUGUGGUUAGAUGGAACCCUCACGUGCCUUUUGAGCAUACCAAUCUCGUAGCUAUGACAAGAGAUGAAGCACGUAAGCAUGAAGCUACUGUUUUAGCUCCUCAGCUCGAUCCCUCUGCCGUCUAUCCUAAGGAAGUCAUCGACGUCGUCAAUAAGUUUUUGCAUCGUUUGCGCAUCUGGAAGAUGCUUUAUUAAGCUAAUUGAGUACUUACUUUGUAUUUGUUUACUAUAUUUUUUUGGUAUCAUUAGGUAGUUAUAGGUGCAUUCACUAAAUUGGAGAAAAUGAACAGAGGGAAAUCGAUUCCUCUCAAUUUGGGAUGUUUGAUUGAAUAUAAUUAUUAUUUUUCUUUUGUUUCAAAUCCAUUUGAGUACAUUUUUGGAGUUUUUGGAAACAUGUCUAUUUCG